Molecule: messenger RNA, 6073 nt
Organism: Pelobates cultripes (western spadefoot toad)
Lineage: Eukaryota; Metazoa; Chordata; Amphibia; Anura; Pelobatidae
Source: the annotation of a GenBank genome assembly
CUGUUGUCUGGUAACGCUCUCAGUCCGAUCUGGGGCCAUGCUUGCUGUGUGUGUUGUGCCAUUGAGGGGAAGCCAUGUCCGUCCCGGGAUGGCCGGAGGAUGAGCGCAGCCUGCUCGAUGUGUUGGCCGUGCUGAUGAUCCUGAUGGGGCUGCUCUCGUUCUGUUUCCUGCGCUUUAUCAACAUGCCUUACGGCCGGUACUCCAGCUCCUCCUUCGGCCGCCCGGUCCCUGCUCGCUGGGCAUGGUUCCUCCAGGAGCUCCCCGCCUUCGCUCUCCCAGUUUAUUUCCUAGCGCAGCACCCGGAGCUCGGCGCCGGCAACCUGCUCCUCCUGGGGGCAUUCACCCUACACUACCUGCAACGGUGCGACAGCGGGGCUCACACAGCAAAGCCAUACGGAAUCUGUGGGCGCUAUAUAAAUGGCGAUAGUAAUAAUAAUAAUAAUACCGGGGACAGGGCCACCCUCUAAUGAUAAUAAUAAUACCGGGGACAGGGCCACCAUCUAAUAAUAAUAAUACCGGGGACAGGGCCACCCUCUAAUAAUAAUAAUAAUACCGGGGACAGGGCCACCCUCUAAUAAUAAUAAUAAUACCGGGGACAGGGCCACCCUCUAAUAAUAAUAAUAAUAAUACCGGGGACAGAGCCACCCUCUAAUAAUAAUAAUAAUAAUACUGGGGACAGAGCCACCCUCUAAUAAUAAUAAUAAUACCGGGGACAGAGCCACCCUCUAAUAAUACCGGGGACAGAGCCACCCUCUAAUAAUAAUAAUACCGGGGACAGAGCCACCCUCUAAUAAUAAUAAUAAUACUGGGGACAGAGCCACCCUCUAAUAAUAAUAAUAAUACCGGGGACAGAGCCACCCUCUAAUAAUAAUAAUACCGGGGACAGAGCCACCCUCUAAUAAUAAUAAUACCGGGGACAGAACCACCCUCUAAUACCAGGGACAGAGCCACCCUAUAAUAAUACCGGGGACAGGGCCACCCCAUAAUAAUAAUAAUACCGGGGACCGCUAUACCGGGGACAGGGCCACCCUCUAAUAAUAAUAAUACUGGGGACAGGGCCACCCUCUAAUAAUAAUAAUACCGGGGACAGAGCCACCCUCUAAUAAUAAUAAUACCGGGGACAGAGCCACCCUCUAAUAAUAAUAAUAAUACCGGGGACAGAGCCACCCUCUAAUAAUAAUAAUAAUACCGGGGACAGAGCCACCCUAUAAUAAUAAUACCGGGGACAGAGCCACCCUAUAAUAAUAAUAUUAAUACCGGGGACAGAGCCACCCUAUAAUAAUAAUAUUAAUACCGGGGACAGAGCCACCCUCUAAUAAUAAUAUUAAUACCGGGGACAGAGCCACCCUCUAAUAAUAAUACCGGGGACAGAGCCACCCUCUAAUAAUAAUACCGGGGACAGAGCCACCCUCUAAUAAUAAUAAUAAUACCGGGGACAGAGCCACCCUCUAAUAAUAAUAAUACCGGGGACAGAGCCACCCUCUAAUAAUAAUAAUACCGGGGACAGGACCACCCUCUAAUAAUAAUAAUACCGGGGGGAGGGCCACCCUAUAAUAAUAAUAAUACCGGGGACAGGACCACCCUCUAAUAAUAAUAAUACCGGGGACAGAGCCACCCUCUAAUAAUAAUAAUAAUUCGGGGAGUUGAGACCACCCUCUAAUAAUAUAAUAAUACGAGGAGUUAAACCACCUAUAAUAAUAAUAAUAUACGGAGGGGACAGGGCCACCCUCUAAUGAUAAUACGGGGACAGAGCCACCCUCUAAUAGCCAUGCGAGGGGACAGAGCCACCCUCUAAUAGCCAAUACCGAGGACAGAGCCACCCUCUAACUAUGUGCGGGGACAGAGCCACGCCUCUAAUAAUAAUACCGGGGACAGGGCCACCCUCUAAUAAUAAUACCGGGGACAGAGCCACCCUAUAAUAAUAAUAAUAAUAAUACUGGGGACAGAGCCACCCUCUAAUAAUAAUAAUAAUACCAGGGACAGGGCCACCCUCUAAUAAUAAUACCGGGGACAGAGCCACCCUAUAAUAAUAAUAAUAAUAAUAAUACCGGGGACAGGGCCACCCUCUAAUAAUAAUACCGGGGACAGAGCCACCCUAUAAUAAUAAUAAUACCGGGGACAGAGCCACCCUCUAAUAAUAAUAAUACCGGGGACAGGGCCACCCUAUAAUAAUAAUAAUACCAAGGACAGGGCCACCCUCUAAUAAUAAUAAUACCGGGGACAGAGCCACCCUCUAAUAAUAAUAAUACCGGGGACAGGGCCACCCUAUAAUAAUAAUACCGGGGACAGGGCCACCCUCUAAUAAUAAUACCGGGGACAGAGCCACCCUAUAAUAAUAAUAAUAAUACCGGGGACAGAGCCACCCUCUAAUAAUAAUAAUACCGGGGACAGAGCCACCCUCUAAUAAUAAUAAUACCGGGGACAGAGCCACCCUCUAAUAAUAAUAAUAAUACCGGGGACAGAGCCACCCUCUAAUAAUAAUAAUAAUACCGGGGACAGAGCCACCCUAUAAUAAUAAUACCGGGGACAGAGCCACCCUAUAAUAAUAAUAUUAAUACCGGGGACAGAGCCACCCUAUAAUAAUAAUAUUAAUACCGGGGACAGAGCCACCCUCUAAUAAUAAUAUUAAUACCGGGGACAGAGCCACCCUCUAAUAAUAAUACCGGGGACAGAGCCACCCUCUAAUAAUAAUACCGGGGACAGAGCCACCCUCUAAUAAUAAUAUUAAUACCGGGGACAGAGCCACCCUCUAAUAAUAAUAAUACCGGGGACAGCGCCACCCUCUAGCCGUAUACGGGGACAGGGCCACCUAUAAUAUAAUACAGGGGACAGGGCCACCCCUCUAAUAAUAAUAAUACCGGGGACAGAGCCACCCUAUAAUAAUAAUACCGGGGACAGAGCCACCCUCUAAUAAUAAUACCGGGGACAGAGCCACCCUCUAAUAAUAAUAAUACCGGGGACAGAGCCACCCUCUAAUAAUAAUAAUACCGGGGACAGGACCACCCUCUAAUAAUAAUAAUACCGGGGACAGAGCCACCCUAUAAUAAUAAUAAUACCGGGGACAGGACCACCCUCUAAUAAUAAUAAUACCGGGGACAGAGCCACCCUCUAAUAAUAAUAAUACCGGGGACAGGGCCACCCUCUAAUAAUAAUAAUACCGGGGACAGGGCCACCCUCUAAUAAUAAUACCGGGGACAGAGCCACCCUCUAAUAAUAAUAAUAAUACCAGGGACAGGGCCACCCUCUAAUAAUAAUAAUACCGGGGACAGGGCCACCCUCUAAUAAUAAUAAUACCGGGGACAGGGCCACCCUCUAAUAAUAAUAAUACUGGGGACAGAGCCACCCUCUAAUAAUAAUAAUACCGGGGACAGAGCCACCCUCUAAUAAUAAUAAUACCGGGGACAGAGCCACCCUCUAAUAAUAAUAAUACCGGGGACAGAGCCACCCUCUAAUAAUAAUAAUACUGGGGACAGGGACACCCUCUAAUAAUAAUACCGGGGACAGGGCCACCCUGUGACAGCAUGAAAUGAAUAGUGUAACUUUAAAUCCCGGUCACACAGUGCUGGGAUAGAAUCAAAGUGCACCGGGCUAAAUAAAUAUCAGAGGGCAAAACACGGCUAUAGUUCUCGUGUGCAAAGUGCACUUUUUAUUUGUUAACAGUGUAAGGUGAAAUAUUUAUUGACCUUUAUGUGUAAAAUAUUGUGUUAUACACAGAUUACACUAACUUGUUGCUUGUUUUACCAUUUUAUAUGCGUUACCAAUUUGCACGUAUUCUUAAAAAGCUAUAUAUGUAUUUAUUUGCUGUGUUUUGCUCUUUGAUAAUCAUUUUGCACUGUGCAGUUUGGUUCAAUAUAUAUAUAUAUAUAUCUAUAUCCCAGCACUUUGUGAGCAAGGUUUGGAUUUAAUUAAAGCGUUCCUCUAUAUUUUACAUUUUUGCUUUUAUUUGUAUGUUAUGAAAUGCACUUAAUAGUGCUCAGCAGCUUAUAAGAAUUAUUUUGGACUGUUUCACUUUAAUCCCUUAAGGACACAUGACCUGUGUGACAUGUCAUGAUUCCCUUUUAUUCCAGAACUUUGAUCCUUAAGGGGUUAAAAAAAAAAAUAAUUUAAGCGCCAUUGUAUACUUCUUUUUUUUUUUUUUCCUCUUUGCCUGUCGCAUAUCGCACUUUAUGCACUCUGUACCUGUGGAAUGCCUCACUGUCUCUGUACACGCUCUGCCUGUUGCAUACCCUAUUGUCUUUGCACUCGCUGCAUUUAAGUUCACCAACUCGCCUCUGCUCUAUUUUUUUUUUUUUUUUUUCUAGGUACAGUAUUCUUUGCGUGAUAUACUAAUGCUUUGUUUUAAGUGUAUUGCAUAUUUUAAAAGCACAUUUGUUUUCACAGCACCCUUAUUUUCCCAUUUCUGAUCCGUGGAGGAAAGCCUACCCCAGUUGUAUCUUUUAUGCUUGCCUUUAUCUUCUGCUGCUACAAUGGGUACAUGCAAAGUAGCUACAUAUGCAGACAUUCUCUUUUGAAAGGAGAAUGGUUUAGAGAACCCCACUUCAUAACAGGUGAGAAACUAUGUUGGUUUCAUGAUAUAGAAUAUUAUAUUAUGUUGAUAUAUGUCUGUUCAGUAAGGAAAUGAAUUAGGUCUCUGUCUCCUAAUGUGUUUUGUGAGUGUGCACAUUGAAAAUCACUGAAAUCGGCACUGUCUGGUUUUUUUUUGUUUGUUGGUUUUUUUUUUGUUUUUUUUUAAACCCCCCACCCCCCCUUCCGACUCCAAUACAUAUUAUUGUACUCCUAGUCACCCCCCAAAUUCCCCUAGGUUCUCCAAUUUACCUUUUUAAAUAACUUUAAUUUAUGCCCGGACCUAGGUCCUGGGCACCGCCAUCUUUGUGUGGGCAGAUGAAGUCCCCGUGGGACACAUCAACUGCCCACACUAGAUAGCAUUAUUAAAUUCCCAUGCAUGCUCAGUUAAACACUUGAGCAUUCGCUAUUUUCCGAAAUUAGGAUGGAAACUUUGUCCAUUCGUUCAUCAGAGAGACAAAUUAAUAGAAAUUUCAAACAAACACAGAAUGUCUGUGUUUUUGUUUUGUUUAGUUUAUUACAAGGAGGGAGCUACUGGCGCCCAGCUCCCUGCUUGUAAAAUGUAAAAACAUAAGAGCUGUGCUCCCUGCCACUUCCUAAGCCCUCCAGAUUUAAAAUCUCCUGAAUGCCCCUACUCUCUAUACCCACAAGUAGGGACAUCUGUACUAAAAAGUGAGCAGCCUGUGACUGCUCACUGUUCUAAAAAAUAAGCUCCGAAUCAAUUACUGGGGGAACUAGUACAGAUCCCCCCCAUGGUGGGGCAUCUAGAAAAAUAAUAAGCGGUUGGGUGGGGGCCCUCAGUGACAAAAGGGGGGUGGGUGCCUAUUGUCCCUCACCCGUUGGAAACUGCUAUGUUUACAUUGUAGGGUUAAUCCAGCCUCUAGUGGCUGCCUUCCUGACAGCUGCUAGAGGCGCUUCCCCGUAAUCAAUGCGAAAAUCGCGUUGAGCACGCAGAACUUUCAUAGGAAAGCAUUGAGAAAUGCUUUCCUUUGGGCGUUUUUAAUGUGCUCGCGGCUAUGGCUGUGCAUUUGGCUCCACUCGGGAGCUGCCAUUGGAGGGGCAGGAGAGGUCACCGGAGCUGGAUUAAAGUAAGUAACUAAAGGGGUUUUAAAACCUUCAGCCCAGCGGUACGGGUGGCCCUAAGGGUGGGGGGGACCUAAAGAUUAUAUAGUGCCAGGAAAACGAGUUUGUUGUAUACUUUUUUUAUUUUAUUUUUUUAAUUUUGCAUGAAUCCUAUUCAUUGUUUUUGUUUUUUUAUUUUACACACAACACAAUAUUUUUUUUCUCCUAUUUGGACAUUUAUACAGGUAUUUUAAUAUUUUUUUGUGGAAUGUUUAUCAACAUUUAUUCUGACCAUAUACUAAGAAACCUCAGGAAGCCAGGGGAGACCGGUUACAAAAUACCUCGGGGUAAGUAAACAUAUGUAAUUCUAUGUUUUUUUUAAUAUUUGUAUCUAUCUAAUUCAUGAUGUUCACACCAAUAAUUUCAAUUGAAUUUGCUUAAUAUUUAC